Messenger RNA from Hemibagrus wyckioides, 906 nucleotides. RefSeq lists its product as uncharacterized. The transcript is spliced from 7 exons. Bases 1 to 906 code for a protein of 301 amino acids. NCBI's taxonomy places the organism in Eukaryota, Metazoa, Chordata, Actinopteri, Siluriformes, Bagridae. The record is from RefSeq and is a predicted model, not a curated record.
AUGGCCAACAUUUAUACUCUAAGGGAAUUUUUCUUUGGCCAGUGGUCUUCCAAGGUAAGACUUGAUGGCAAAACAGUUAUCAUUACAGGAGCCAACACUGGCAUUGGCAAAGAAACCACAAGAGAUUUAGCAAAAAGAGGGGCCAGGAUCAUCAUGGCUUGCAGAGAUAUUGUCAAAGCCGAAGUGGCGCAGAGAGAGAUCGUUGCUGAGUCAGGCAACCAAAACGUCCUUAUCAGGAAACUCGAUUUGGCAGACAUCAAAUCAAUCAGAGAAUUUGCAGACGUAAUAAGCAAAGAGGAAAAGCAAUUACAUAUUCUUAUAAACAACGCUGGAGUCAUGAUGUGCCCCUAUUCUAAGACUGCAGAUGGCUUUGAGAUGCAAUUUGGAGUCAAUCAUUUGGGCCACUUUCUGCUAACGUUCCUGUUGACUGAUUUGCUGAAAAAAUCUGCUCCGUCAAGAAUCAUCAUCUUGUCCUCCAUGGCGCAUAGCUGGGGCACCAUCAAACUGGAUGACAUCAACAGUGAGAAGAGUUACCAUAGCAGGAGGGAGUACGGACAGAGCAAGCUAGCAAAUAUCCUCUGCGCUCGAUCCCUGGCCAAAAGACUCAAAGAUACAGGCGUGACAGUAUAUGCUGUCCACCCAGGCAUCGUCCGCACUGAACUGAAGAGACACAUGAACCUCGGGCUCCUUUUCCUGUGGAAAAUGGUCAGGCCUUUCACUAAGACAUCAAUGCAGGGAGCUCAGACUUCAAUCUACUGUGCUGUGGAGCCAGCGCUCCACUCGCACAGUGGUGGCUAUUACAGCAAUUGUAGACCUUCAAGUUGCACAAGAGCUGCUAGAGAUGAUGAAAUGGCCCAGAAGCUGUGGGACCUCAGUUGCCAGAUGCUUGGCAUCAACUGGGAAUGA